Messenger RNA from Notothenia coriiceps (black rockcod), 2407 nucleotides. RefSeq names its product transportin-2-like. Gene Ontology annotation, biological process: protein import into nucleus. Lineage: Eukaryota; Metazoa; Chordata; Actinopteri; Perciformes; Nototheniidae. Gene Ontology annotation, molecular function: protein binding. The transcript is spliced from 15 exons. The record is from RefSeq and is a predicted model, not a curated record. The coding region runs from base 81 to 2018 and encodes 645 amino acids.
AUUUGUGACUUAAAUGAAUUGUGUUCAGUGCUUUGGUUGUAUACUAUGAUGCAGUCUCACUCUCUCCUCUGUGUCCCUGUAUGUUUGCGUUUGAUUUGACAGCCUCUCUGUGUAUGUCCGUGUCUCAGGGCUCGUUUGGAGCACUGCAGAAGAUCUGCGAGGACUCUUCGGAGCUGCUCGACAGCGACGCUCUGAACAGACCUCUCAACAUUAUGAUCCCCAAAUUCCUCCAGUUCUUCAAGCACUGCAGCCCCAAGAUUAGGUCUCAUGCCAUCGCCUGUGUGAACCAGUUCAUCAUCGGCAGAGCCCAGGCCCUAAUGGACAACAUCGACACAUUCAUAGAGAGUCUUUUUGCGCUGGCAGCAGAUGAGGACUCUGAGGUUCGAAAGAACGUGUGCCGAGCCCUCGUCAUGUUACUGGAGGUCCGCGUCGACCGCCUCAUCCCACACAUGCACAGCAUCAUCCAGUACAUGCUGCAGAGAACCCAGGACCCCGACGAGAACGUGGCUCUGGAGGCCUGCGAGUUCUGGCUGACUUUGGCUGAGCAGCCCAUCUGUAAGGAGAGUCUGUCCGGACACCUGGCGCAACUGACGCCUAUCCUGGUCAAUGGGAUGAAGUAUUCAGAGAUAGACAUCAUACUAUUAAAGGGCGAUGUGGAGGAGGAGGACGAGGCGGUACCGGAUAGCGAUCAGGAUAUCAAGCCCAGAUUCCACAAGUCACGCACCGUCACCCUGCAGCACGAAGGAGCAGAGGGUGAGCAGGACAAUGACGACGAUGAUGACGAUGAUGAUGAUGACGACGACACGCUGUCUGACUGGAACCUGCGAAAGUGUUCAGCUGCAGCGCUGGAUGUGCUCGCCAACGUGUUCCGUGACGACUUGCUGCCCCACCUCCUGCCGCUGCUGAAAGGCCUCCUCUUCCACCCCGACUGGGUCAUCAAGGAGUCUGGCAUCCUGGUGUUGGGGGCCAUAGCUGAGGGCUGCAUGCAGGGCAUGGUGGCCUACCUGCCAGAGCUGAUCCCUCACCUUAUCGCGUGUCUUUGUGAGAAAAAGGCCCUGGUGCGCUCCAUUGCGUGCUGGACCCUGAGUCGCUAUGCACAUUGGGUGGUCUCCCAGCCCCCCGACUCCUACCUCAAACCCCUUAUGACAGAACUUCUUAAACGCAUCCUGGACAGCAACAAGAGGGUGCAGGAGGCCGCUUGCAGUGCGUUUGCCACCCUGGAAGAGGAGGCGUGCACAGAGCUGGUGCCCUACCUGAGCUUCAUCCUGGACACACUGGUGUUUGCCUUUGGGAAGUACCAGCACAAGAAUCUCCUCAUUCUCUACGAUGCCAUAGGAACCCUGGCAGACUCAGUGGGUCACCACCUCAACCAGCCGGAGUACAUUCAGAAGCUGAUGCCCCCCCUUAUUGCCAAGUGGAACGAGCUGAAAGACGAAGACAAGGAUCUCUUCCCACUACUAGAGUGUCUGUCUUCAGUAGCCACCGCCCUGCAGAGUGGUUUCCUGCCUUACUGUGAGCCCGUCUAUCAGCGCUGUGUCACACUGGUCCAGAAGACUCUAGCUCAAGCUAUGAUGUACAACCAGCAUCCAGACCAGUAUGAAGCUCCUGAUAAGGACUUUAUGAUCGUGGCCUUGGACCUGCUGAGCGGCCUGGCCGAGGGUUUGGGGGCUAGUGUUGAACAGCUGGUGUCCCGAUCGAACAUCAUGACUCUGCUUUUCCAGUGCAUGCAGGACACGAUGCCCGAGGUGAGGCAAAGCUCCUUCGCUCUGCUGGGGGAUCUCACCAAGGCGUGCUUCCUGCAUGUUAAGCCCUGCAUUGCUGAGUUCAUGCCCAUCCUGGGACUCAACCUGAACCCAGAGUUUAUCUCGGUGUGUAACAACGCCACCUGGGCCAUUGGAGAGAUCGCCAUGCAAAUGGGUGCAGAGAUGCAGCCGUACGUGGGCGUGGUUAGGUGGUAUGGAUUCAAGUCAAUUCAAAUGCUAGAUGUCCACUGGUUGUGUUUUAAAUUUUUAUUUUGAUGCACAUGUGACAGUUUUAUUUUUAUUUUGUUUCUGAUAUGUUUUUUGUGUCCCAGUGCACACAUUUAUUUUUGACUUUAAAAGUUUUUUUUUUAUUUAACGAAUAAUUUUUUUUCAGUGUUUUAUAGCGGACCAUUUGAUUAUGUCAAAUCUGAUGUUGUGGUUGGACUGAAGGAGGGUCGGUGCUUGCUAUGCUUGGUGCAUACCUUAGGGAAGAAUGUGGAAAAACUAAUUCAUAACUUUUUUUCAAUCUGAUAUCAAGGCUGGCAAUUUAAUUCAAUGCAGUACCUUAUUUUUUGCUCAACUGUGGUGCAGAUGGGAUGUUAUCCAACGUAUCUUUUUAUUUAAUUUUCUGUGAAUAGGGGAAAAUAAAUGGUUUUCUAUUAAGA